CGAGCCGAGGCCGAGAAUCCGGCGCGAUUUCGCAGCGGCGCAGCGCAGCGCAGCGACGGCCCUGUGUGCGGCCGGGGGUUGAUUGGUCUCUCUCUCUCUCUUCUGUCCGAGGUGUCGUACGUACUCGCGGCAACGACGGCGGUGGCGGCUUUUGUUGUUUCUCACGCGAGUGGUGCGGCAGGCGCGAAGAGAGGAGCAGAGAAGCGGCGGCGUGUGUAACGUAGAGCGUUACGAGCCACCGGCGCGGCGGCGGCAGCAGUGAAAGAGGAGGAGUAGCCGGAGUAGGAGCGGAGAAAAAGAGAGAGAGAGAAAGAGAAAGAAAGGGAGAGGGGACGGACAGGGAGAGAGAACCAGCGUCGGGAAGCGCGCUGGCACGCGGUAUAGCGAAAAAUGGCGAAGACGUUUCGCGCGGUGACGGUCUCGACUCUGUCAAACAAUGGACAGUCCACGCCGAAGUACAACAAACCGGUCGCGCUCAAUAUCAAUUACGACCCGCAGGGCCUCAGCGUCGAGCUCGUCUCAGGAGAUGUUAGCAGCAGGGAGAAAGCGACUCUGUUGGAAUUCCCAGUGACUCCCAGUACCGAAUGCUCUCGUGUAUCAUCUCGAAGUUAUGUUUUUACGCUUGAUACAGAUAGCUUACUGAUUACAUUCGCUAAUGAAACAGAUUUCCGUAAUUUUCACUCGCACAUAGUAAAACUCAAGAUGGGGAAAGGCGUGUCAGCGUUUAACGAGAGAACGGAAGAAUCCUCGGCGAUGCAGUAUUUCCAAUUUUACGGUUAUCUCUCGCAGCAGCAAAACAUGAUGCAGGAUUACAUUAGGACUAGUACAUACCAGCGAGCGAUUCUUGGAAAUCUGUCUGAUUUUAAGGAUAAAGUUGUCCUAGACGUAGGCGCUGGUUCUGGCAUAUUAUCCUUCUUCGCCAUACAAGCUGGCGCGAAAAAAGUAUAUGCCGUGGAAGCUAGCAAUAUGGCAAAUCAUGCCGAGCUACUAGUUGCAGCUAAUAAUUUAUCAGAUAAAAUAAUAGUCAUAGCUGGAAAAAUAGAAGAGAUCGAUUUACCCGAGCAUGUGGACUGUAUAGUGAGCGAGCCUAUGGGAUACAUGUUGUACAAUGAACGAAUGCUCGAAACCUAUCUGCAUGCGAAAAAGUGGUUAAGUCCAGGCGGAAGAAUGUUUCCCUCCAGAGGUGAUCUGCAUAUCGCACCCUUUUCCGAUGAAAAUCUUUACAUGGAACAAUUCAAUAAGGCCAACUUUUGGUAUCAGACAUGUUUCCAUGGGGUAGAUCUCUCUGCCAUGAGAAAUAACGCCAUUAAAGAAUAUUUUAGACAACCGAUUGUCGAUACUUUUGAUAUUAGAAUAUGUAUGGCAAAAUCUGUAAGGCACAUAGUAGACUUCCAAACAGCUGAUGAGACUGAUUUACAUAAAAUAGAAAUAAAUGUCGAUUUUCAUAUACUGGAGAGUGGUACAUGCCAUGGUUUAGCUUUUUGGUUCGAUGUAGCAUUUAUCGGAUCAACGCAACAAGUUUGGUUAAGUACUGCUCCGACAGAACCUCUUACACACUGGUAUCAAGUACGCUGUCUCUUAGAAAAUCCAUUGUUUUGUAAAAGCGGGCAACUACUCUCCGGAAAAGUCAUUCUUAUAGCAAAUAAAAGACAAUCCUACGACGUAACAAUAGAACUGAAGCUUGAAGGAACGAAUCUGGAAAGCAGUAAUAAUACCUUAGACUUGAAAAAUCCUUACUUCCGAUACACAGGCGCUGCGGCACAGCCGCCUCCUGGUUUAAAUAAUACCUCGCCCAGCGAAUCCUACUGGACGACCCUGGAUGCGCAAGGCGCCCGACAAGCGGUGAAUAUGGUCAAUGGAAUGUCGGUUAAUGGUCUCGGGGAAGUCUCGAUGGAUACAAGCGCAACAGUAAAUCCAAAUAAUUUGCUGGCAAUAGGAGGACAACCAAACAUUCAUCCGGGUUCUAUUUCGAGUACAGGACGAGGUCGCGUGGGAGGUACGGCUACAAGCACACAAGCGGCACAAUUGAUAGGCGGUGGAAUAACUCCAAAUAUGUUUACGUCACCUGCCACUCUUGGUGUUACUUUCCAGCAAUCGCUGGUCCUCGGCAACACUUCUCAUUAUCCAGUGAAUCCCAGCCUGAUGAUCGGUGACUACGUGACACCUGGGAACGGCAUAUCGCCGCAGACAUUUCGGCAAUGAUCUAUGGCGAAAUCGUUUCUCGCCGAGUAUUCCCGCAAAGUAAAACAAUUACAGAACGAUCGUAAUAGUUGUAGCAGUAUUGGAGACAUCGGCAACAACAGUAAGCAAGGUCGCAAACUGGUAUUUAGCUCCCCAAUCAGUAAGCUUCGACUCUCGUCUGCCGUACGAAUUUUAAGUACCGUCGACCUGGCCAAUCUCAAUUCAGACUUUAGACACAGCAACGUUUCUUAUUCAAGCAAAAGUACAGCCAGUCCUGGGUUUGCGUUCGAUUGGAAUCCCGUCAGGAAUAAGUCUCAAUGGGAGGCACGUUGGAAAAGACUGCGAGCCGUCCUCUCGUAGUUGUCAUUAGCUCUCAUACAAUCGAUUUUUAUUUGGUCGUCACUUAGAAAAGAAAAGGAAAAGAAAAGAUCUUCCAUCGACGUGCAUGCUUGCCAAAUAUAUCCACGUGAAAAUAUAAUAUUUUUAAUGACAAUAUACAGUCGCUAUAGUAUAGGCGUCACUAUUUUACGAAGUCUUGACAUAAAUCCUUGAAACGAUAACUUAUAUAAUGAAGGAGAUAAUCGGAAAUGAUCGCGCGUUGCGAUCCGUUUGUUUUAAUUCGAAUUGAGAUGAUUUAGAAUCGACUCGAAGUACUCGAAGACAGGCAUAUUUUACUAAGCUCUGUCGUUGGCUUGGUUGGGUUUCGAUAUCAAGCGACUUUUACACGAGUUUUUAGAAUAGGAAAAACAGCGACGUUUCGAACAUUUUGAGAAGUGCAAAGAGCAAUAAUACAUUAGGGGCAUAUGUUGUAAAGCACUCUGUGGCGUUACCUGUUAUUCAAGAUGUCUCUUGCGCUUGUUUUAAUCAACGUGUCUUUAUUUCGUUAGCAUGACACAAUACGCGAGAAAGUACAACUUUUUUAUGAGUAUUAGCUAUUAUCGCGUAUAUUUCAGUACCCUGUAAAUCUGUGUCGAGAAUAAUCAUUUUAAUUGUUUGAUAGGUGUGAGGCAGUUAUUCAUUGAUCGAUUACGUUUCGUAGAUAAAUUGUAUAUAUAUCCGAAUGUAUGACGCAAACAUAGGUCGAGGGAUACUUCAUCUGGAAAAAAAAGGAAACAGCGGCUAUUCAUUAAAAUCGCAAAUUACGAACGUGACAAAUUACAUUGCCAUAGUAUGUAAAUGUAAUUGCAGGUUCAUCACAAAUGCACUACACAUCCCGGGCAAGAAUCGCUCGAAUGGAAUCUUAUAGUUUUAUGUAAAAUGAUCUGUAAUUCGUAAAGCACUGCUUUGCGUUACACUUAAUUUUUUUUUACAUAUAUUUUGUAAUCGUGAGGAAUGUCUGUUUUGAAAGAUUCUUCUAAAUCUUUGUGAAAAAUCCAAUUGCGCGUAUAAAUAACGACGUUAAGUUUUAAGCUACAUUAUCCAUAAAUUAAAGUACAAUAGAUAUAUAUCAAAUAGCAUUUUAUUAAAGCAUAUUAUUAAAAGUCAUUUUUGCGUUGUAUUUGUAUGUAUUUUGUAUAUCAUGAUAUUAUUAGAAUAAUUAAUAAUGAAAAAUCUUUGAAAAUGGACGUUUUUUGCAUUGAUGAUCUAUACACACUUAGUAAGUGAUACUUGGAAACACGCAUAUUCCCUGUAUUCUAAUAAUGUUAUAAAGUAAAAUAGAAAUAUGCAGCCAUAAUGAUUUUUUAUCAUCUUUAACCCUUUCCACUCAUUGAUAUAGCGGUAUAAAAUUGUUACUGCACAAUCAUUAUUUAAUAUCUAUCGUACUUUUCAUAGCUUAACUCAUAAAAAAAACAGUAAUUAAUGUUAAUUAAAAUUGUACUUGAUAAAAUUUUCAUUGAUUAUUUUUGCUAAUUUUUUAUUAUCCGAUAAUACAAAUUUGAGUGUAAAGGGUUAAAUUGUGGAAACAUUGACCGCGUAGUCUUUUGCAAACAAAGCAAAUACGAUGUUACAUUUCAUAUAUACUUCGUUCAAUUAAGAAUUUUUUAGUCCAGUAAAUAUGAGAAUGGGAGACACCGUUAAUCUCUAAUAUGGAAACUACUGUACAUACACGUAUAUAUCCUCGAAUAAUUUUUACAUAUUGUUUAAGAAUAUACCAAUCGAUCCAUCAGAAAUAGUACAACUGGAUAAUAUUUUUAGAUUUGAAGGUGCAGGUUACAAACGUCGUUUGUAUAACUUUAAGGAAUAAAUGCGACAGAUAAAUUUUUUUAGAAAUUUUUGGAUUUUAUUUAAUAGAAUAAUAUAUUUUUACUUCUUACGUAUUGUAGUUAAUACUAGGCUGUAUAAUUAUCUCAAUUUAUUUGAGAUGUCGAAUGAACAGAAAUGUCUAAAUUGUAAAUAGUUUCGGGAUAUAGUUUAGUAAUACAGCAGUUUGUCAGGUAAAAGAAAUGACUCGAGUUGUGUCACCUUACAAAGAAUUUUGAGCAAAAGAACAUUAUUCUAUAAUAAAAACAAAAAUUCUACGCUAACUGGACAAUAAGUCGUAAUUUUCUUGGAGGAAAGAAGUCCGUUAAUAUUUAUUAAUAUAUAAUAUAUAUAUUAUAAAUAUUCUGCACGUUUUAGAUAUCUUCAAAUCUAAGGAAUUAUUCAGGCCUUCUGUUCCUGAUGAACUACCGUGUAUAAUUCUAAGAUCUCGAGAGGAUUCUCUUUUAAGUCUUAUUAGGUUUUAAGAAAGUUACACUUUAUUUGUUACCUGCACACACACUUGCCAUCUGAACGCAUCUCCUAGUUACCUCAUCGCCGGUUAAUAAAUGUGGCUAGAUAAUAUUUGUACUUACUUUUUACAGGAUCUUUCGUACUUCGCGUACACGCACACUUGCGAAGGGUGUAAAUAUGCGCGUCGCUAUUUCUCGAUGAAGUAUUUCUGGAGAACAGAAGUAUCAUACGCUUGUUAAUACGCGCCUCGGCACAUAUACAAACCAAUCUCGUGACAGGCAUUCCACAAGUGCUACUAAUACUGCAUGGUUUGUUGUAAUAAUUAAUAUAAGGACUUUGCUUCUUCCAUCGUUUCGUUGAGAUAGUAACACCGUCCGUCAGCAGUGUCUAGAACGUAACUCCGUCUUGUUUCCUCUCCUUUUCUUUUCGUAUGUCACCAUUGGAAGAUCAAAGAUUUAAUCGCAAUAUUAAAGAUGACAGGACGAUGUUUAAUAUCGAUUACGUUUCUAGGUGUUGCUUUCGGCGCUAUCUUACAUUGCUGUGGAUGUGUGCGAUUUUUCUUUUUGUACCGUUAGAAUAUCGAAUGUAUAAGACUGCUACACCGCUCGGAAAAACAUACGCGACAUUACAUAUCUCGUCCCAGUUGUACUCUUCGCGAUUUUUAUCGUCUUAUUUUUAUAUCGUUCCGAGUUUUUUUUUUAAGAAUUUUUCCGCACAACUAGUGUAUAUAAUGUUUCGUUGAAAGAUACGUGUGCCGGCUUCUCUAAAUCAAUUAUUUUUUAAAUCGAAUCUCGAACGUUUUAUUCCUAAACUGGGGUACACUUCGUUAGCUAGCUUUCGCUCGUGUAUGUUUUCUGGCGGUAUAUCCGAGUAUUAAGUAGUCCAGCAGUGUUAUAUAGGAAUCUGUGCGUUUCAACGACUGAAAACUAUAUAAGAUAUCUCAGGUAGUUACGCGAGCUCGAAGAAUGCCUUUAUUGCGCUAAGUGUCUGGAUUUUAUUCGGUUCUUUAAGUUCUUUCGCGAUUACGAUAGCAGAUGCAGUGCGGACGCAGGUUUUCGUUCUUACGAUUCAUAUCUCGGUAAAGCGUAGGCAUGACUUGACGAAAACAUUGUAUAAUCGCAUAAAAUCAGACUCAUACAAAUAUAAUCUAUAGCGUAACUGUGUAGUAAGAUUGAUCAGUCAUGUUUAAGAUAAGUUUUUCUCGAACUGAUGGUUUCCUUCGUUAUACCUGUGGGACUACUCAUUCACGUGAUAAUUUUUCAAGGAAUGUUUCGGCAAUACCUUUCUGCAGUUCUAGCAGAUAACAUUCUGAGUAUGCCUAAAUAAUUUUAAUCAAGAUUAUAAACACAGCUAAUUUAUAGAUUUUAUUUUGCAGAUUACCGAAGCUUCGAAAUUCAAAACGUACGAUUUACAUAAAAGUAUGUUACACUUCUGCCAUGCACGUAUGAGAAUAAAAUUCUAAUGGAAAAGAAACAAUUUGACGCAUCAGAAAUUGUAGUACUUACAGAUAACAGGAUUACAGUAAAGCGGAGGCAUGGUUUUUAACAUGACAUUACUAGUUAUAUUAAUUGUAAAUACAACAAUAUUUUUGCAGCAAAGGCAACCUUUUUUACCGUUUAUAAGAAAUUUUUGUUUCAUACAUUGUACACACAAUUUUUAGACAUUGUUUGUAAGUUUAGCGUUUACGCUUAUAUUUUAAUAAGUUAAUAAAUUUCGUGUUCAUGAUGCAUCACAUGAUAAUUUACUGUCAAUUUAAGAUAUUAUUUUUUUGUAAAAAAUAAGUUUUGACGUUCAGUUCAAUUCGAGUGCGACUGUAUUACGCUGAAUUAGACAUGUAAAAUUAGGAGGAUACAAAUAUAAGCUUGCGAUAAGUUAUUUGAUUUUGUCGAAAUCCGCCAGGCAGCAAUCUUUGGAAUUGAGAUCUUUUUCUCUUCUCCCAGAGAGCCUCAUUUUUAAUAAAAAUAUUUCAACGAA
This is a messenger RNA of Temnothorax curvispinosus, 6807 nucleotides long. RefSeq names its product histone-arginine methyltransferase CARMER (gene Art4). Gene Ontology annotation, molecular function: protein-arginine N-methyltransferase activity. The coding region runs from base 391 to 2202 and encodes 603 amino acids. Gene Ontology annotation, biological process: peptidyl-arginine methylation. Lineage: Eukaryota; Metazoa; Arthropoda; Insecta; Hymenoptera; Formicidae. The transcript is spliced from 8 exons. The record is from RefSeq and is a predicted model, not a curated record.